Molecule: messenger RNA, 4296 nt
Organism: Myotis davidii
Lineage: Eukaryota; Metazoa; Chordata; Mammalia; Chiroptera; Vespertilionidae
Gene: LEKR1
Product: leucine, glutamate and lysine rich 1
Exons: 12
Coding region: 40-2112 (690 amino acids)
Source: RefSeq, a predicted model, not a curated record
AUUUUACUUCAGAGCUCCUUUAGUGUAUUUUGGGAAAUUAUGGAUCGUCACGUUCCCAUGCAUGCGUUACCUGAAGAAAUCCAAAAGAUGCCCUCUGAAGAAAAAGUUUGUAAGUACUGUGGAGUGAGCUAUCUCAUUCUUCAUGAGUUUAAAGCUAUGGAAGAAAAAGUGAAAGCGAUGGAAAAAGAGAUGAAAUUUUAUCAAGGAAGUGUAGAACGUGAAAAGAAACUUCAAGAAAAGCUACAUUCUCUUAGCCAAGAUUUUGAACAAUACAAAAUUGACAAUGACUCCAAAACAGAAAGAAUCCAAGCUGGAAGCAUGCAGUUAAAAAAUCAGCAAAAUGAAAUUCAAAGACUACAGAAAGAGCUGAAUCAUUUACAACAUGAGUUAAAUAUUAAACAGAGACAAUCACAGGUCUUCAGUCAAAGAUUGAAGGAAUACAAAUAUUUCUGGAAUAAGACUCUUUCAUUACUUACUUUUACUAAAAGGGAAAUAACCAGCAUUAAAAAUGAAAUAUAUGACCAUUUUCAAAACUGGACUUCACUGAAAGGAGAAGUUUUUCUUCAAAUUAAAUACAUAAGUAAAACAGCCUUGACAGAAAUAGAGGUACUAAAUAAAAGUCUGGCGGCGUCCCACAGAAAUAAGGUAUGCUUAGAAGAGGAAAUGAAAAACCUGAAGUUGUUGUCAGAUGCAGCCAUUCUGAGGUCUCAGCAGAUUGAGGCGUCUAAACAACAGGAAGUGAACCUGCAAACCAGAUGCCAUGACUUACAAAAAGAUGUUCUAGAUUUGCAAAGUCAAGUAGAGGGACUCGGGCUAAAACUUCAGAAGGCAGUGACUGAGCUGGACAGCUAUAAAGAAAAGUUCAUGAAAAAGUCUAAUGAAGCUGAUGACUGUCAAAGAGAACUUAGAAAACUGAAGUUUGAAUCCGUUAUUUUUGAAUCAAGGCAUACUAGAUUGCUUAAAGAAAAAGAAGACUCUUUAAUAGCUUGUCAGCAACUACAUAAAACUUUACAGGAAGAACUGACUGCAAAAGAAAGGCAAGAAGAAGAUAUAAAAAGGAGGAUUAACCUUGCAGAAAAUGAACUAGAGACAACCAAAACUCUUCUGAAUCAGACAAAGGAAAAGGUCAUAACACUGAAAAAUGAAAGGGAACUGAUGCUGAUUUCACAUCAGAAGAGCAUUGAGCAGCUGCAGGAAGCCCUUCGACAGAAGCGGCUGGAUGAUGCCAACUGGAGGGAGAAGAUUGAAGCUGAACUCGCCAAGGAAAGAGCCCAACAUUUAGUUGAAUUUGAGGAGCAAGCUCUUCUCUUUAAGGAAGAAGCUAAACUGGAACUUGAUAUUGAAAAGGAAAAACACCAAGAAAUAAUCCAAAAGUAUAAGAAAGAACAAGAGGAGCUACAAAUGAAGAUAUCAGACUUAAUCGCAGGCGCCACUAGAGAUCUAAGGCUGCAAGUGGCCACUCUUGAAAAAAAGCUCCAUGAAUCCCGUGUCCAAUAUACUGAAGAAUCUGAGUCAAAGGAGAAGGAAAUUGAAAACCUUAAAAAUCUGGUUGCAGAAUUUGAGUCUCGCUUGAAAAAGGAAAUUGACAAUAGUGACUGCGCUUCAGCGGACUUGAGGAAGGAAAUGAAACAGAAGUCUGAUGAACUGGAAAGAUUGCUGCUGGAACAGACACAGCUGACGCAGCAGUUUCAGCAGUCCCAGCAAGAGAACACUUUUCUUCAGGAAACAGUGCGGAGAGAGUGUGAAGAACGCUUUGAGCUGACGGAGGCUUUGAGUCAGGCCAGAGAGCAGCUCCUGGAGCUCAGGAGGCUCAGUGGAAGCUUACCGGUGACCCCGCGGUUCCUCAGCCCCAGCAGCCUCGCCGCCUCUGCGGCCGGUCAUCAGGGAGAGAGGAGCCUUGCAAAACUGAACUCUGAAAGGGGCACCAAAAUCCCAGGCCUCAACAUCGUGCCGAAACCCACGUCUUCUCCAACCUCAGCUCAGCCCAAAAGGGCCAACAGCUCAGGUCUGCCCAGCCUCCAGCCGCACCCGCCCAGGGGCCGGGCAUCUUCAAUAAAUGAGAACAGACAGAGACUGGCCGCCCUUCUGCGGAGGAGACUGAAUCAGCCGUGACCGACCUGGAGGCAGGAGCAGAUAGAUCCACACAGCGUGCAUGUAGCUGAGGAUGACAAAGAUCACGUGGCUAUCCCAGAUUAAGAGUGCAUGUCUACAGACAUUCUUAACAAGAGAAUUGAAAAAAACAACAAACAAGAAAACCUAAAGACGUGGGAAGCCACAUUUUCCAAGAGGCCUUUGAAAUUGCAGCAAAUAAUGAAAUUGUGAUUCCAGAGGCCAGUUUCUAUAUUUAUGGAAAGUAUGUUCAGAUGUGCUCUACAAAUAUACCCUCUCAGAGAUCAAUGGCAAAAUUUUCACCCACAACAUUUUUUCUUUUUUUCUACCAUUACAGGCAGAGAUAUCUCCACACACACACACACAAAAAAAAUAGGUUUUAGUGGUUUCAUUGCUGUUCUUUCAUUUGUUUGCUAAGCUGAAUAGGUUAAAUAGAUGUAAUUAGUAUUCCAAAUAGAAAAUAAAAGUACUUUAGUCCUUAAUUAGAUAAAUUCCAAAGUGCUUAGUUCAAAUAUUCACAGAGUUCUUCAUCAUCACCAUUAUCAUCAUCAUCAUCUUUUAUUUUCAAUCGAAUUGUAAUCUAAUUUCUUUUAAGAAAUGACAGGUAACCUUUACGAAGACAUUCUUCCCUGUGAGUCUGGGGAUCUUAAAAAGGGGCUGGGGGGGGCAAGCAACUCCAAUUCAGGGAAACACUAGUUUACUUUUCAAGCUGUAGAGAUUAUUUUAGAACAUAGUAAUCCUGGCCACGAAACAAUUGCUCCACAGAGAUUUUCUAUGUUGAACGCUUUUUGGCAUCAGAGCUAGGCUUUGAUUUGAACUUGUAUUCUCAAGCCAUUGAGAAGAGAACUAAUUCAAGACAGUUUAAUCGAGGUUCCAAUUUUAUUACCCCUGAAAAUGGGUAAUUGGUUAAUAUGCUUUCUAUUUCCAGAGUGGAAAUUUAAACCAGAAACAAGACAAGCUAUUUUAAGUUAUCAUGAACCUUCAGGCUCUGCCUGUUUCUAAAAACAUAACUCUAUCUUAAGCUAGUGUUCAUCUAUCUAUUUCUCCAUCUAACAGAAGUGUAUUUUUCUUCCAAGACUGGUUUUACUUAAAUCAUCCAUCAGACUGCAUCAUGGAUAUUCAGGCUUCUUACUCCCAGGUUAGAAUGGUAUAUGACAUGUGAAUAUGGAAGACAAAACCCUCUGGUAUUUGGCUAUCAUGUUGAUAGGAUUUCAUGUUGAUAAGGGUACUUGAAAUCCUUUCCCUGGGCAAAAAACAAAACAAACUAAAGUUACUAAGCAAAAUCAAGUUUAUCUCCAACCGUUCAAAGAUUGGUCUAAUCUACCAGUAGUAGAUUUUGUCUGUCUGUUUUAACCUCAAAGAAAGCUCCACAUUAGGUCCUCUAAUUUCCCUGACUAGUUGAAAUGAGCACAUUUUGUGUUAAAGCUUAGAAUGCUUAUUUUUGUUGUACAGAGAUUGGUGUUCACUAUAAUGGCAUUUGACAAGAGAAUGUAGCGUCAUAGAAUAGUGGUGCUGGGGUGGGCCUUAGUUGCCCAAAGAGGUCUCACUUGUCAGCUAGUUAGUUACAGAGCUAGAACCAGAACCACUGUUACCUGACCCCAACCUUCCCACCUCACUUUUCCACUCUCCAGAGAUUCCCUGGCCUCCAUCAUGACUUUUGUCAGAAACACCUACACUGAAUUUACCUAAUGUUUUUUUUAAAUGCAUUCACAUUUUAAACUUUACAUGUAUGUAAAAAGGAAACACGACCCAAGGAAGAAUAACUUUAAAGUAAUGAGAUUGAUUUGCUAGUUUUUUUUCUAAUAUGCUUAAAAUAAAUGUGUGUCUAUUAAAAUACUAAAUAUUCGUUGGUAUAUCUUUAAAAUCACCUUGUAUAAUGUCAGUAGUCAUGCCAAUUCUAGAGACCACUGCUCUAGACCUCAGUGUUUCUGAUCUGGUGUCUGUCUGUUUAUAUUGAAAAUACUCAUCAUUAAGGGAAAUGGCAAGAGCUAGUGAAAGCUUUAGCAAAAGCAUAAGAGAAUAUUUGGGGCAACAAUUUUUUUGUUAUUCAAUUUUAUGUGCUCUUUCAAUUGUGCAAUUGCAGCUCUCUCUCCAGGAACCAUGGGGAUACACUUUGCUAAAUUAUGAAUGUAUUUAAAUUUGUAAAUAAAAACACACAUAAGCUUUUCUAAAGCGAUGUAAAGACUA